AUGUUGGCGUGUAAGUUACUUGCUGAAGGUCAAACCCUGGCCUUGAGAAGAACGCGGGCCAACGUUCCUAUAAUUCGCGAGCUCCCGCUUGUUCCUGAAAGGAACGCUGAGGCCACUGACAGUGAGGAGCCAGAAGAGGACGAGGUACGCCUUGUGCGAAAGAGUGAGGCGAUGGCACAACAAGGGGAACCUGACAUCUUCUUGAUGUUCCAGGAAGGGAGAUCCAGCGAGGGUCCCCUUGUGAAGAAACUUCGGCCCACGUCAAAGAAAACACCUCCUCCGGCCGCAACUGCCUCCAAAUCCCCGGCCAAGGGGAAAGGCUCGGGCUCAGGAGCUCCGCCGGCUGCAGCCCCAGAGAAAAGGGGUCCGCCUGCACCCCCUCCUCGCUUUCCCCCAGCCCCUGCUCGGGACUCGGUAGCGCCAGUUGGUCCCCCAACUUCGGUAGUCCACGCCGCCACAGUUCGCAUCCCUGUCAACACCCAAGACCUAAAGCAAAUUCCAGACACUUUUCAGGGGACUGUCUAUGAGAUGGAAAACUACGCGGUGGAGCACUAUUAUAAGGCCAAGCCCAACAACCUAAGGGUGAUCGAGGAGAGGAGCCCGGAGAACAUUAUGGAAUCGACCCUAGGAAUGAACCUCACAGCGGCCUUGGCUUAA
Humulus lupulus (European hop) is the source of this 657-nucleotide messenger RNA. RefSeq lists its product as uncharacterized. Bases 1 to 657 code for a protein of 218 amino acids. The transcript has 3 exons. NCBI's taxonomy places the organism in Eukaryota, Viridiplantae, Streptophyta, Magnoliopsida, Rosales, Cannabaceae. The record is from RefSeq and is a predicted model, not a curated record.